ACCUAUUCCGAUGUCAUGGUCUCCUAUACAAUGACGAGCUCCUUGUACUUCAUAGCCUUUGGUAUGGGUGCCAGCCCUUUCACCAACAUCGAGGCUGUGAAAGUUUUCUGCCAGAACAUGUGUGUCUCCAUCCUGUUGAACUACUUCUAUAUCUUCUCCUUCUUUGGCUCUUGCUUGGUCUUCGCUGGGCAGUUGGAACAGAACCGUUACCACAGUAUCUUCUGUUGUAAAAUCCCUUCAGCAGAAUACCUGGAGAGGAAACCUAUGUGGUUCCAAACCAUGAUGAGUGACGGCCAUCAGCACACUUCUCAUCAUGAGACUGACCCCUACCAGAAUCACUUCAUCCAGCAUUUCCUACGAGAGCAUUACAAUGAAUGGAUUACUAACAUCUACGUCAAGCCAUUUGUGGUGAUACUGUAUCUCAUUUAUGCCUCUUUCUCCUUUAUGGGUUGCUUACAGAUCAGUGAUGGGGCCAACAUCAUCAACCUCCUAGCCAGUGAGUCUCCAAGCGUCUCCUAUGCCCUCAUUCAGCAGAAGUAUUUCAGCAACUACAGUCCUGUGAUAGGAUUCUACAUCUAUGAACCUCUUGAAUAUUGGAAUGGCACUGUGCAAGAAGACUUAAAAACACUGAGCCAUGGUUUCAAUACAGUGUCCUGGAUUGAACAAUACUAUCAGUACCUGAGAGUUGGCAACAUCAGCACCACCAAUAAAAGUGAUUUUAUCAGCAUCCUUCAGAGCUCCUUUUUAAAAAAAUCCGAAUUCCAGCACUUCAAAAAUGACAUCAUUUUCUCCAAGGCUGGAGAUGAGAACAACAUCAUUGCUUCCCGCAUGUAUCUAGUGGCCAGGACUAGUGAAAACACACAAAGGGAGGUGGUGGAAUUGCUGGAGAAGUUAAGGCCACUAUCUCUAAUACAGAGCAUCAAAUUCAUUGUGUUCAAUCCUACCUUUGUUUUCAUGGACCAUUAUGGUUUAUCAGUAACUAUGCCUGUCCUGAUUUCUGGCUUUGGCAUCCUGCUGGUGUUAAUACUGACCUUUUUCCUGGUUAUUCAUCCUCUGGGAAACUUCUGGUUAAUUCUUAGUGUCACCUCAAUAGAGUUGGGUGUGCUAGGCUUGAUGACUUUAUGGAAUGUAGACAUGGAUUGUAUUUCUAUACUGUGCCUUAUCUACGCUUUGAAUUUUGCCAUAGAUCACUGUGCACCCCUGCUUUACACAUUUGUACUAGCAACUGAGCACACCCGAACUCAGUGUAUAAAAAACUCCCUCCAAGAGCACGGGACAGCCAUUUUGCAAAAUGUUACUUCUUUCCUGAUUGGGUUGGUCCCCCUUCUCUUUGUGCCUUCAAACUUGACCUUCACACUGUUCAAAUGCCUGCUGCUCACCAGCGGUUGCACACUACUGCACUGUUUUGUUAUUUUACCCGUCUUCCUAACUUUUUUCCCACCCUCCAAAAAGCACCACAAGAAAAAGAAACGGGCCAAAAGGAAGGAGCGAGAAGAGAUUGAAUGCAUAGAGAUUCAGGAGAAUCCUGAUCAUGUAACAGCAGUCUGAAAGGCUUAGAAAAAAAUAAUCUAGAUAGAUAUAUAUUACAAAGCGUUGCACAGAGAUGCAGGGAAAGUAGAGCAAAGAUCUCAGCUGCUUGCGCUGGCCAGAUGCAACAAGGAAAAGGAAGACCAAGAAGGGGUAUUUCAUGACACGUAAAGGUGAACUCUUCUAAACAAAAUAACAAAAGUGAAAAUAAUCUAAAAAUAUUUCUUUGAAUUCUCAUUCUCCACUAAGGAAGAGCCUGUGGGCCUUCAAGUGGUCUUGAAUUUAAAACUCUAGCUCUAAAUGUGAAUUGAUCAAUCUGCCACAUGUAAGACUGAAGUCGGGGAGUGGGGGAGGGGAAGAGUUAUCAAGAAGAAAAUAGUGUACGCUAGAAUGGUUUGAUAAAGUUGCCUGGCAAAAAGCAACAAGGGUUUCAAACAAGAAAAAUAAAGAAGUAAAAGUAAGGGAGAGUAAAAAUGCCAUGAUAUUUUUCGUAUUUCUUUUCUUAAGCGGGUUGGGUAAAGUAAACCUAUGCACUUGGGAAGUAGAUAUUUAAAUCAAUCUCAGCCAAAGUACUUCCCAACUUGAAUAUACAGUGUGUAACUAUAUGCCACAGUUAAAACAUUAUCAUUAAUUCAGAUGGUAAAGCUAUACUGCCAUGUGAUACAGGUACUGGAUAUAUGGGUA
Molecule: messenger RNA, 2211 nt
Organism: Trachemys scripta elegans
Lineage: Eukaryota; Metazoa; Chordata; Testudines; Emydidae
Gene: PTCHD4
Product: patched domain containing 4
Exons: 1
Coding region: 16-1548 (510 amino acids)
Cellular component (GO): membrane
Source: RefSeq, a predicted model, not a curated record